AUGGACAUUUCUCAGCUCAUCGAGUCUAUUGAGUCGUGUCACCAAGCCAUCACAGUUCGUCUCGCUGUAGAUCUCAAACUCUUCGAUGCAAUCGUCAAGCGCACCUCUGAAAGUGAAGAUGGCAAAGCGCGCGUGCAUCAGCUUGCUGAGGAUGUCAAAGCCGAUCCCAAGCUAGUUGGAAGAAUCAUGAAGGCUCUUGUACCACUGAAUAUUCUCAAACAAGAUGCCUCUGACACCUUCUCAACUACGCAAUUUACCGCAUCCUAUGUUUCAACGUCCUGGAUGUCUGGUGCAGUCAUAUUCUUCACUCAUAUGUUUCUUUUUGUUGCUCAGCUUCCAGCAUACUUUGAACAAAAGGGGUGGAAAAAUCCAGAUGACAUCGAAGACUCUCCAUUCAACUUUGUACUCAAGUCCAAGCGUGGAUACUUUGAUUACAUGUCAUCGAAACCGUAUUACCAAGACGCUUUUGACACGGUUAUGGCUUCGCCCUAUCGGCGCGACGAGAAGAGCUGGCUGGAUUUCUUCCCGGUUCAGGAGAAGCUACAGGUGCAGAGCCCUUCCGAGGUUGUACUUGUGGAUGUUGGAGGUGGUCGUGGUAAAGAUCUGCAGGCUUUCCGCGAGAGAUUCCCGAAUUUGCCAGGAAGACUUGUUCUCCAGGAUUUAUCUUAUGUGACCGAGACAGCGGAUCUUCCAAACGAGAUCGAAAGCCAAGUCCAUAACUUCUUUGAUGAACAGCCUGUAAAAGGCGCAAAGGCAUAUUACCUCCGCACUGUUCUCCACGACUGGCCAGACAAGCAGGCCGUGGAGAUCCUUUCGAGGCUUCGUGAAGCGAUGGCACCCGGUUCUUUACUCCUGAUUCAUGAAAAGGCUAUGCCGGAGACCAAUAUUCCGUGGAUGGCUGCCAUCGGUGAUAUGACUAUGAUGACUGCCUUUGCAGCGGCAGAACGAACCAAGAACGAGUGGGAAAUAUUGCUAAACAAGGCUGGGCUGAAGCUCAGUGGCUUCUGGAAACCCGAGGGCUCUUCCGCACAGCAACAGGUUAUCAUAGAGGGCGCAGUUCACUAA
Molecule: messenger RNA, 1065 nt
Organism: Penicillium cosmopolitanum
Lineage: Eukaryota; Fungi; Ascomycota; Eurotiomycetes; Eurotiales; Aspergillaceae
Exons: 4
Coding region: 1-1065 (354 amino acids)
Molecular function (GO): O-methyltransferase activity
Source: RefSeq, a predicted model, not a curated record